AUGGCGACUACGGCCGCCAGCGGGCCACCUACGACGCGCGUCGACGUCCCCUCAUGGAAUGGCGAGGCUGACAAGUUGACGAGCUACAGGUUUGAGGUCUCCAUGUUUACCAAGAGCAUCAAGACUGCGGAGCGCUACGUGUGCGGCCCGCAGCUGGUGCGCGCCCUCGGGGCGCGAGUCCGGACGACGGUGGAGAGCUGCCCGGACAUCGACACGGUCGACGAGAUCGACAAGGAUGGCGUUUUGAUUGGUUGGAACAAAGUGUUCCAGUACGUAUUGGAGAAGCUGGACUUCACCAGCCUGAACGACACGGGCCUACUCGCGGAGGAGUUUUUCUUGAAGGUCAGCCGGAACUCAGGCGAGACCUUCCAAGACUGGGCCGCCAGAUUUGAGAAGAAGGAGCGUGAGCUGUUGGCGCAGCUUCAAGUCAUUGAUUCAAGCGUGACGGAAGUGAUUGCGAAGCCUCUUCGGACAUGGUGGUUCCUUCGGAAGUCCAAGCUAUCCCCUGUUCAACGUGGAGAGAUCACCGCCACGGCAGGUGGCGACCUCAACUUCGGCAAGACAUACAAGGCCUUGCUCACGCGUUUCCCGGCGGAGGCGCUGGCGGAGCUCGACGGCAAGCAGCACCGUAAGGCCUUCUAUGAGGACACGCACGUCGACGACGUUGAGGACGAGACUGGUGGAGAAGAUAUUGAUUACACAGAGGUUGUCGAGCAGCUGAUCACCCUCGCUGAAGAGGAUGAAGAUGAAGAGCCAGCUGACGACAACCCAGCGGACAACGAGGUGUUCGCAGAGUUCAAGCAGGUGGGCCGGAGCUUCAAGGACGCUCGCGACCUGAUCCGACGGCUUCGAGUAUCCUGCGACUACUACCCGGUCGUGUCGCUCAAGGACCCCGAUCGUGUGGCACCGCCUCCGAACCCGGGACGAGGUUUCCAGCGUGGCCGGGGCAAGAACGGUCGAGGCCGCGCUCGCUUCGACACGGGCAAGGGACGUGACAUGUCCAAGAUGAAGUGCAUCGCGUGCGGCGAAUAUGGUCACCGAGCGGCGGACUGCAACGAGAGGUUCAAGAAAGACACUACGAGAGAUGGAGCUCGCGGGACUACUCACAACGGCUUCGUCCUGUCCGCCCUCGACGAGUACCUCUACCUCCUGGAGCGCGACGGCAUCUGGGCGAUCCUCGACAUCGGGGCCACGAAGAGCCUCGGCGGCCUCGAGAGCGUCGAGAACCUCAUGUACGAGAUGCUGGACCAGCACGGCCAGGAGUUCCAGACGACACAGGACGAGUGCUCAUUCACCUUCGGCGACGGCCUCCAGAAGAGCUCGAUGGGCACGGUGAAGGGGAACGUGUUCCUCGGCGGGGACCUGACCGAAGUUAAGCUGUCGGUGAUGCCGAACCGCGUGCCGAUCCUCCUGGGCAUGGACAUUCUGACUGACUCGCUGAAGGUUGUGGUCGACUGCGGCCGGAACUGGAUCGGCCUUCCGACCAUGGGCAACAAGGUGUUCUUCUGCGAGCGCCUCUCGAGCAACCAUCUGGCCGUCAACCUGACGACGCCGCAGUGGUGGAAGGAGGUGCCGCUUUCCUUGCCGAGUGCCGGGUGCCUGACGUCCGAAGCGACGGCACCCGAUGUUCUGGUCGAGGAGCUGCCCGAGGAGGCCGCUCCGUGCAUUCGAAACACCUACCAGAGCGACGGAAACCUCGGCGGCGCGGACACCUACCAGAGCGACGGAAACUGCGACACGGAGCGGAUCGGCUCGAGCGACGGAAACCUCGAUUUCGUUCGGACGGACGGUCAGGGGAUAGACAACUUCGGCUCCAGCGACCCCGACGCCAGCAUCAGCAACAACACCAGCUAUUCCGGCUCCACCAGCGAAGUGGUACAACACCGCAGGGAAGGGCGGCUGCUGCGGAGCUCUGGGGAAGACCAAACGCAGGUGCAGCUGCUUCGGGGGCAAGAGCCACCAGUGCCUCAGGACCCCACAGCAGGGAGCACCCGGGACACCAGGAGCGGCGUCAACAGCGACAGCCAGCAGCGCCCCACCGAGCCCAGCGGGGGCUCAGCCAGUGACGAGACCUCCGAAGCCCGCGUGCUCUUGCUGCGGGACCCUCGGGAAGAAGAUUCGGGGGUGCAGCUGCCGCGGAGGCAAGAGCCACACGUGUACGAAGGCGACGGAGGUGACCAUCCGGGAGCAGGCAGUGGCUCUACGCUGGCGGCGCCUGUCCUACAAGCUGAACUCCCCGGAGGUGCAGGGGGGCUGGAAGUUCACUCCGGAGAUGCUCGACGACUCGGUACUGCCGGAGAUGGACUCGAAGAGGAAACGCUGAAGCAUCUCGACGACCAGGAUCUCAAGAUGUUCUACGAGAGCCACGACAAGGUCCUGGACGAGAUCUACCAGACCAUCGCCGAGGACCUGACGGAGCUCGGCAGGCCCUACCGCAUCGACCUGAUGGAGGUGUGCUGUCCGGAGGACUCGAGCCUCAGCAAGGCCGUGCAGGAUCAGGGAGGCAAAGUGUUCAGGUGCGGCCUCUUCAAUGGGAUCGACAUGGGAACGGCAACCGGGCUUCGACGCGCACUUCACCUUCUCCGACGACUCCGACCGCGCCGCUUGGUUCUCAGCCCGCCAUGUACAGCAGACUGCCCGAUCCAGAAUCUCAACCAGAAGACAGCUCAGCAGAAGGCCACGUAUCUGGCGAAGGUGCGCAAGGCCCGACGGAUCCAGCGGAACUGCAAGAGCCUCUGGGAAGACUCGAAGAAGAUUCACGACUGCCACACCGAGCUCGAACAGCCAGCUGCCAGCCGAAGCUGGACCAGGUCGCCCUCGAUCAAGGCGAUGCGCGACCAGAUGCACGAGACGAUCGUCCAUGGCUGUGCGUAUGGACUUCGCGAAGAUCGUUCCGGCCUGCUGAUGGGGAAGGCAUGGCGCAUAUGCUCGACAGACCCGGAGUUCGGCGCUAAGCUCGGCAGGACGUGCUCCAACCGCCCUGGCAGGGGCGACAACCACGCACGCCGCCCCAUCGAGGACGGACAGGUGGUGGCCCAGACGGCCUUUUACCCACCAGCACUGUGUAAGGCCUGGGCAAAACAUAUCCUGAAGACGAACACCAGCGCGAGGUACGGCAAGGAUAUCUUCACCAGCUUGGAACAGAUCCCAGAAGACGCUGAAGAGGAGAUGGAGGAGACCCUCGACGAGGACCUCUCGCAGGAUAACCCCGAGGCCAUGGACGACGAGUCGGUCAUGAAGGGCCUGGGCAUCUCCGAGACACCGACCAAGAAGGAGGAGCUGGAGAUAGAGCAACGGCUGACGCGGCUCCACCGCAACCUCGGCCACCCGAGCAACAAGACGCUGUACAAGAUCCUCAAGGCAUCGGGAGCACCUCUACAGGUGUUGGCCUCCGACGGUCUCGAGUGGCUCUCGCCGAAGCAAGACUCUUUCCUGAUGUGGUGUUCGGACCGCGGCAUCGAGCUGUGGAUUGCCCCGGGCGAGGCCCACUGUCUGAUGGGCAAAGUCGAGAGGCGCAUCCAGCUGUUCAAGCGAUUGAUGACGAAGCUGGCAACGCUGGACCCCGACUGCCCGGUCGAGGAGUUGGUGUCCUGGGCCGUGAGCGCGAUCAACAGCAUGGACAAGGUCGGCAACCACUCCCCGUUCGAGCACGUGAUGGGCGUCUCUGGGAUGCCGGCCUCGAGCAACCCGUUCGCCAUCAUUGACGGGGACACCGGGGAGACUCAGGAGCAGAGGCGCCUCCUCGCGCGCAAAAGCUUCCUGGAAGUAGAGUAUGCUGAGCGUCGGCGACACGCCGAACAGGCCCGCAACCGGGUCUAUCAGACCUGGAAUCCGGGGGACCUCGUCUACUUCUGGCGCAAAGGGAAAGGCCUUGACCCUCGCCCUGGGAAGAAGGGCGGAUGGUACGGCCCUGCUCGUGUCCUUGCUCAGGAGAAACGACACGUGGACGGGCGCGCCCGUCCGACCUCGGUCAUCUGGAUCUCCCACGGGAGCGUGCUCAUCAGGUGCGCCCCGGAGCAGCUGCGCGUCGCCUCGGAGGCAGAGAAGAUGAUCGUCGAAUUGCAGCGGCAGAGCAACCUUGGCAAGACCAUGACGGAGAUCUUGGAGACAGCCAAGGGCGGUACCUAUGAAGACCUUCUCGGACAAAAUCCUCCAGACCUCCGAGAAUACGAGCAUCCACCGCAGCCGACGAUGGCGAUCCCCGCGACCGAGGGCCAGACUCUCGAGAACAACAGCGAGGCGGGGCUCCCCUCGGGCGAGUCGAGACCUCGGUGGCGCAUGUCACACCGCGGACCAGAGCUCGAUCUGUACGUACCGCCGGAGAAGCGACAGAAAGGUGCAGACGAGGAGAUGGCCGACGCGCUGUUCGACAGCAACCACCUGGUCGACCUCUUCAAGGACAAGCUGGACAUCACCCUCGGCACCGACGAACAGCAGACCGUCUACUUUGAGUACUUGCAGGACGAGAACCCCACUCCAGACGGACGCCGAGGUUUGAUGAACCACAUCCUGGACAGCUUCGUCAACCAGCGCCGGAAGGACAAGGUGGAGCUGACCUGGUCCAAGAUGAACGCCACCGAGCGUGAGGAGUUCGAGGCAGCCAUCGCCAAGGAGACGAACAACUGGGUCCAGCACCAGGGACUCCGCGCUGUCCCGACAUCUCGGGUCAAGGACGCGGCGGACGUCAUCCGGGCAAGGUGGCUCUUCACCCGCAAGUCCGAUGGGAAGGCGAAGGCCCGGCUCGUCCUCCUCGGCUACCAGACGAAGGACCUAGGACAAGAGCCGACCGCCAGCCCCACCGCGUCGCGGCGCGCCCGUCACGUGAUGCUGACAGUGGCCGCCGCGAACCGCUGGAAGCUCAUCAAGGGCGACGUCGCCUCCGCCUUUCUGCAGGCCCACGACCUCGACAAGGACCUCUUCAUCGAGCCAGAUGCCGUCCUCAGAAAGGCCUUCCACGUGCAGGAAGGGGAAAUCCUCCAGGUCGUGAAGCCUGGAUAUGGGAUCGGCGAGGCGCCCCGGCACUGGUGGGAGACGGUCAAGCACGACUUUGCGAAUCUUCGACUCCAAGCCUGCGAGUUGGAGCCCUGUCUCUGGAAAGCACGAUGUUCCAGGACGGGUAUGCUCAUCGGUAUGACCAUGGCCCACGUCGACGACUUCAUCAUGGCAGGGGAUACCUCCCACCCUGAGUGGCAGGACAUGGUCAAGCAGAUCCGAGGGCUCUACGAGUGGGGCACCUGGGAGGACAUGAAUGACGGGCUCACCUCUCUCGAACAGUGCGGCGUCACCAUCGAGGAGAGCGAGCAGGGCUUCUUCCUACACCAGAAGUCGUACAUCGACAAUAUCAAAGAGGUCAAGGCGGCCAGCGGCAGUAAGCAUCGGACCACCGACAGCCUCAAGGACUCUGACAAGACGGUGCUCAGGGCGUUCUGCGGCGAGAUCUACUGGCUUGGCGUGAAUACCAUGCCAUUUCUCUUAUCGUGGGUAGCCGACCUCCAGAUGAAGAUACCAGCAGGUACUCACAACCUCUUCACGGCUGCUAACAACAUCGUCAAGCUCGUCAAGCAGAGCCGCCACAUGGGGAUCAGGAUCUACCGGCACGCCCUGGAUGACCUCGCCAUCUUCACCUGGUGCGACGCAGCCUGGGCCAGCCGCCCGGACGGACACUCUCAGGGUGGUCAUAUCACCGCUAUAUCCUCCAAGGCGGCCAUGGACGGGAAGCUCUCCGAGUUCACGGUCCUCGACUGGGGCUCCAAGAAGCUGCGCCGCGUGGCUCGGUCAAGCCUGGCGGCGGAGGUGCAGGAAGCCGGCGACGCCGAAGGCGAACAGAGCAUG
This is a messenger RNA of Prorocentrum cordatum, 5832 nucleotides long. The record is from the annotation of a GenBank genome assembly. Lineage: Eukaryota; Dinophyceae; Prorocentrales; Prorocentraceae.